AUGCCACCAUACCACCCCUCAACACACGGCGUCCACGCCGACGACCGCAUCAACGUUGUCACCGACGUCGCCCCUCCAAUUCACACGUCAACCACAUUCCGGUAUCCCCACGACCCAUCUAAACUCCAGCCCGUUCCCACAGAAGGCGAAUUCGUCGACCUGCAAACACCUUUGAUCUACUCGCGACUCGCAUCCGCCAGCACGAACCGCCUGGAAACCAUUCUCGCCCCACUCUUCUACCCAGAUGCCAAGGAAGAAGAACUGGACGGGAGUGAGGGGCUAGCGAACCACAUUGUCAGUUAUUCGAGUGGGCUGAGCGCUUUCCACGCUCUGCUCGUCAAUCUCGUGCCGAAAGUCAUUGCGAUUAGUGGCGGUUAUCACGGCUGCCAUGGCGUAAUCGACCUGCACAAGAAGAUGCACGGCGUCAAGACUGUAGACCUGCACGCUGAUGAUGCUGCCUGGGACGCCGCUGGCCUGGGAAAAGGCGACUUGGUUCAUCUGGAAACACCCUUGAAUCCCACUGGCGAAGCCUUUGAAAUCGCGAAAUACGCAGCGCGAGCGCACAAGCGUGGUGCUUUUCUUAGUGUUGAUGCUACAUUUGCGCCACCGGGAUUGCAAGACCCUUUCUUAUGGGGCGCAGAUAUUGUUAUGCAUUCUGGUACCAAAUAUAUUGGGGGGCAUAGCGAUAUGCUUUGUGGUAUCCUAGCUACAGCAAAAGGAGCAGAGGGUUUAAAGACAGCGAAGACGAUGCGUGCGGAGAGGAUUUUCCUUGGUGCGGUCCUGGGUAGUCUUGAAAGCUGGCUCGGCGUGAGAAGUCUACGGACGUUGAACCUGCGUGUUCAACGUCAGAGUGGUAACGCGGACAAGCUUGUCCACUGGUUACACUCAUCCCUCACCAGCAAAGAUGCAUCAGAUCACGACGCAGUCAGCAAAGUCGUUGCGAAAAUCGCCCAUGCAAGUCUACAGACCUCGGAUAUGCACUGGCUCAAACAACAAAUGCCUAAUGGUUUCGGCCCCGUCUUCAGCAUCUACAUGAAGGACAACCACCUCGCACGAAUCUUACCGUCUAGACUUCGCCUUUUCCACCACGCGACUAGUUUGGGAGGUGUGGAGAGUCUGAUUGAGUGGCGCAGGAUGAGCGAUGCGGAUGUGGAUGAGAGGUUGUUGAGAGUUAGUGUGGGAGUGGAGAGUUGGGAGGAUCUGAAGGAUGAUUUGUUGGAGGCGUUCAAAGCAUUGGCUAGUGGUGAGGAACGUAGGAAGGAAGGAGGUGGUGACGGGGAGGUGCAGGUUGGACAGGCGGGGGCAAAAAUGCCGGAGGCGGGGGCUGGCGCUGUGUGA
This is a messenger RNA of Alternaria atra, 1338 nucleotides long. RefSeq lists its product as uncharacterized. Gene Ontology annotation, biological process: transsulfuration. Gene Ontology annotation, cellular component: cytoplasm. Bases 1 to 1338 code for a protein of 445 amino acids. The transcript has a single exon. The record is from RefSeq and is a predicted model, not a curated record. NCBI's taxonomy places the organism in Eukaryota, Fungi, Ascomycota, Dothideomycetes, Pleosporales, Pleosporaceae. Gene Ontology annotation, molecular function: carbon-sulfur lyase activity; pyridoxal phosphate binding.